AUGAGUCUACUUUUAGGUUGUGGUGUUUGCUGUUUCCUUUUAAGUAUAUGGGCAGUUCUACAAUUGUUUGUAAUGGGGAUUUUCUUUAAAAUGGAAGUGCUUGCGUUCAUAGAAGAAGCUGAACCCGAUCACCAUGGGUAUGACGACUACGAUGACUUUAUGAAACAGACAAAGGAAAACUAUAAGACGAUAGCGAUCAAUUGUUGGGUUGCUGCAGUAAUUUAUUUAGUAACGUUGGGUUUAUCUUACUUUUGUAUUAAGCAUGCAAAGAAUAAAGAGAGGCUUGCAAGAGACAAUGUUCAAGAUGAUGAAACCUACUGUAAGGAUAAAGCAAAGAAGUCCUAAGAGUCAUAGUUUCAAGCAAUUCUAAUUUAUUUUAUUAUCAAUUUCUUUAUAACAAGGUCAAUCGAUUUCUGUAAUUGUCUUGACAAUGUUAUAUUAACAUAGGGCUCUUGUUGUGAGUAGGUAAAAUGUUAAGUUUUAUUCUGUUUUUUAAUAUAUUUUCUAAAAUUUC
Melitaea cinxia (Glanville fritillary) is the source of this 514-nucleotide messenger RNA. Its product is annotated as ribonuclease kappa-like. NCBI's taxonomy places the organism in Eukaryota, Metazoa, Arthropoda, Insecta, Lepidoptera, Nymphalidae. Bases 1 to 345 code for a protein of 114 amino acids. Gene Ontology annotation, molecular function: RNA endonuclease activity. The record is from RefSeq and is a predicted model, not a curated record. The transcript has 3 exons.